This is a messenger RNA of Ictalurus punctatus (channel catfish), 1983 nucleotides long. RefSeq names its product CMRF35-like molecule 8. Gene Ontology annotation, biological process: negative regulation of T cell proliferation; cell surface receptor signaling pathway; cellular response to lipopolysaccharide. The transcript is spliced from 5 exons. NCBI's taxonomy places the organism in Eukaryota, Metazoa, Chordata, Actinopteri, Siluriformes, Ictaluridae. Bases 207 to 785 code for a protein of 192 amino acids. Gene Ontology annotation, cellular component: external side of plasma membrane. The record is from RefSeq and is a predicted model, not a curated record.
AUGAGAAGUCCAUCAGUAAGACUGUCCAUGUAGGAGGAGAUUUGAAUAUCAGCUGUAAAUACCCAGAAUCCCUCAGGAGUGACCCCAAGUUUCUCUGCAAGACGAGGCUGCAACGUGCUGCUUGUUCUUAUAAAGAAUCUCUUAAAGAAAGUAGAAAAUAUGUAAAUGAGGGGAAAUUCUCCCUGUAUGAUGACAGAGAAACACAAAUGUUGACUGUGAGUAUUAGAAAUGUCACUGAGCAGGACUCUGGUGAAUACUGGUGUGGAGCUGAAGCAGCCUGGACAUCUGAUCAUGGAUACAGGGUUUAUUUCACACAGAUUGAACUGACAGUUGCUGUUUCAACCUCGAUACCAACACAACCUUCAUCAUCAUCAUCAUCAUCAUUAUCACCAUCUGAGCCUCCUCCAUCUUCUCUUCUAGCAGGAUUUCCAGCUUCCACUGUGAUCACUGUGUCUGUAAUUCUGCUGCUGCUUCUGAUUGGAGUCAUAUUCCUCAUUGUGAUUCUACAUAAGAGACGCAGGACGCAAAGCCCAGGAACAAUGACACCAACUUACAGAGAGACAAAUGGAGAUUAUGAAAAUGACCCAAACGUGCUUCAUUUCCAGUCAAGACAAAUGACCAACCAAUCAGAUUCGGUCUAUCAAAGUCUGAACCCCGACACCAACCAAUCAGAUUCGGUCUACCAAAGUCUGAACCCCAACACCAACCAAUCAGAUUCGGUCUACCAAAGUCUGAACCCCAACACCAACCAAUCAGAUUCAGUCUACCAAAGUCUCAAGUGUUAAACUGACCAGUUGGACACAGUUGGAGUCAGAAAUUGCCCUCUAACCAAUGAGAUUGUUGCUGCCAGAUUCUCUAUUAACCUGAACUGGCCUCUCAUUUGAAAAUUAUUCUAGUUUCAAACUAAAUUGUGAAAUAACCUGUCAAGAUCAGAUAAUGUAAAUGAAUAGUUUUUCAAAAAGCCAGUUUAUCGCUGUUCAGAAGUUUGCUAUAUGCUUGGAAACCAGCACAUGGAAGUGCUGAGAGCCUUCAUCCUCAUCCUGAAAUGUGGUCAAAUAAAGUGUAUAAAAGAUGCCAUUUCAUAUGUUGGAUAUCAUGUGUUCUGUGAUUAACUGAUGCUGAAAGUUUGUGCUUCUGGAUUUGUUUUGAGAGUCAGGAUUUGAGUUGUUCACAAAAUUACACACACCUCCUUCAAGUUACAUUUCUGAUGUGUAAUGAUUUUCAUAACCUCCAUGACACAGGGUUAGAGGUUAGUUAGAAGUUUCAGCUCAAUAGCCACGCUCAACAAUCAACAGUGAACAUUUAUUAUUAUUUAUUGUUAUUUUUAUCAUGAAUCAUCAUUUAUCAUUCCCUACUUUAAUCACUUUUAAUCAUUUUAUAUAAUCAUUUUCCAUAUUAAUGCUGUAAUGAUGCAUUUGCCUCCUAAUGUUUUUGGACCUUUGGGAUGAGUAAGCUUAGCCACACACUGAUUUUUACUGAUUUACUGAUUUACUUGUAAUUUCAUGAUUAUAAUGACUAUUCUCUGUCUUCCUUCUUUUCACUUUGAUUAUUAAACAUUUAAUUAAUCAUAAAGAGGAGUGUAGAAUAUUAUGUAUUUUAAACUCCACUCAAUGCUUCCUGUGUGUUGUACGUUUACUCCUUUACAUUUUGAGUACUGCAUCAAUAAUGGACUGUGGUUGCUAUGCGUUACUUGGUAGGAUCUAUUUUCUAGACUUAGGACACUUUGAGUUUCCAGCCACAGAGGGUUUGUAAGAAAGAGAGUCAAAGGUUACAGGUGUUUUGGAUGAUGAUUAAUGAUUAAAUGAAUAAAUGAAUAAAUUCUGUCUCCAUCCCUCCACUUUUGUGGCUGCCUGCAUCUCUUUAUGAAGAAAAAACUACACUAUGAAAUUCUGUGCUUCAGGUCUUUCUCCUGGUCAAAAUAACACACUUCCAAAAACUUGACAAAUGAAACAAAAGCAGCAGCAGCUGGAAUGGGAAAUGUUA